Molecule: messenger RNA, 580 nt
Organism: Candidula unifasciata
Lineage: Eukaryota; Metazoa; Mollusca; Gastropoda; Stylommatophora; Geomitridae
Source: the annotation of a GenBank genome assembly
GAAGUUAGAGCAAUCAUGAAUCGGAUCUUGUUGUUGCUUUGUGUGUUUUUAAAUUGUGCACAAUUUUCUGAGGUUAAAGACAACGAGACGUUAAUAUACUAUUGGGAUGUUCAUCACAAAAUAUACUACUACUGCCAGUUUGGCACAAAGGAACAGAUAAAGCUGAAUUUUGAACGACAGUGCUUCAGGCGAAAUAAACACAUGCAGCAUGUUUUACCUGAUGGCACCAUAACAUUUCCCUACGUGGCAUAUGGAUCUGACGUAGGCUUUGUACUGAAGUGUAGAGAUAUACCCCAUGUAAAACUCCACAACUGCAGUAAGAUGUUGUACACGACAUGCAAGUAUACCUGCCCAGGCGGUAGUGCCGCAAGGGAUAUAACGUGUGAGCUGAGAGGUCCCCAGGACAAUGUCACUGCCCAGUGGUCAGUUUCACAGCCAUGUAGGGACAUCCCUGGUCAUUUUAUGCAGCCUGUAACACAGCUUACAUUAUUGCCUGGCAAUUCCCGUGAAAAAUAUAAUAUUGAUACAGUCAGCAGUGUGGAAACUACAAGAGUUACUGUUUUGUUCGCAGCUACUAACA